AUGCCUAACCCAUCAGCUGAGAAGAACAUCUUGGAGAACUUCUAUGAGAAUCGAGCAACGAUCUUGUAUCACGAAACCUACCACUUCGACUCCACAGUGGUUCAACCAAAUACUAGGGAUUAUGCAAACGGCCCUCAAUCCAUUUGGGACCAGGCCAAGUUGAAGGGGGCCUACUGGUCUUAUGUCACUCCUGACUCCUAUGGCUGUGCCGCCCUAUCGAUAUAUAUCCAAGAAUGGUUUAGAUCUGUCUUUCCGCCCGUUCCUCGCAAGGUAUAUCAAGCACAGUCCGGUUUCAUAUCCUCCUCGUCCACCACGGAGGCCGAUCUCUACCCACCUGUCAACUUUAGCACCGUACUUCCUGCAUCUUUCGUGGCUCCAAGCAACCCGGACAUCCCCAACGCCACACCUGACGCGAGCCUGUGGACCGAGUUUAGGGGAACGUCCCCGCCAGAAGCUCCCUCGAGCACAGCCACAGCCACGCAAGUCUCUGCUACCAGCACCUGCAAGAUUCACGUCGACGAGUAUGAACUUUGUGGAGCCGAAAGCUCCGACUUGUUUGCAAAUGUGAGUAUGGCAAACGGCAACGGGGACACCAUUGGCGAGACGGCGAUCAACUACACCUAUCCUUUGGGCAUGCCUAUCAACGUCGGAGACACCUAUUCAUUCCAACCUCGGCUAGGGCUGGCUAUCAUGAUAACAGGAGAGCAUGAAGGCGAUUAUAUCCAGUUCACCCAGGGAGAUUUGAGCUGGACCAGUAAUACCACGACGGGGGUGGUGAGUUGCACGGAUGGAGGAUGGGAGCCAAAGGAUGGUCCAGUGUGUGGACGCGAAUAUGGGGACACUGAUGCGAAGAAACAGAUUGAUUGCUGGGUCCGGUGUUAG
Messenger RNA from Letharia columbiana, 882 nucleotides. RefSeq lists its product as uncharacterized. Bases 1 to 882 code for a protein of 293 amino acids. The transcript is spliced from 4 exons. The record is from RefSeq and is a predicted model, not a curated record. Lineage: Eukaryota; Fungi; Ascomycota; Lecanoromycetes; Lecanorales; Parmeliaceae.